CGUGGGGGAUGAACAGUGUAAGAAAUGUGAGCUUUUCAGCAAGAGUGUGAACCGAGACUAAGAAAUGUGUGCUAUUCAGCAAGAGUGUGAACUGAGACUAUGUAUGUUAUGGGAGCAAUUCGACAACGCUGCAAAACAUGGAACGAGAGGGGAAGKCAAGUAAGCGACGAUCAAGUAAGAGUUCUGGGAGCAUGGAACAAUCUCCGAAAAAAUUGAAGGGGACGCCGACCGCUGGAGGGGGGAGUCCAGAGACACCGGGGACUAAGCGCCAACGCACCCUGUUUCCGCGGGUUGCGCCUUCCACAGGCACUCCAGUUCCACGGAGUGGGCCUUCUACASGCACUUCAGUUCCGAGGGUUGCACCUUCCACAGACACUCCGUCGACUCGUGCUCGGGGCUCUGGACCGGAUAAGGCUGUGUUGAUGACUGGGGGGCCUGCGGGUCAGGAACGUGUGCCUGGUCCGCGGCAGGGAAGAUCUGCAGUGGACGCUGUGCCCGGACGUAAACCGUCUGGUGAAACGACUGCCGCGGGUCGRCGGGACGAUGUGCCCGUGGUUAAUCACAAGGACAAGUUCUGGAUGCUGGACUGGGUGGGGGAGAUCGGAGAACCAUCGAGCGGCCUUGUUCUAUACGUGGUCAUAAAAGAAAAUACUGUGUCGGUAGGUGGCCUGGUGAGGUGGACUGGACAAGGUGCACCAUCUGCAAUGUUCGAGUUGACGAUGGUCCUGAAUGGAAGAGGGGAAAGGAUGUCGAAUGUUAAACACGUCACUCUUCGAUGGGCCAAACACGCAGGAUAUGGGAAGUCGCUCGUUGAUGUAUUCAACACACCACCGAGUACGGAAGUGAAGUUGUCUGACCUCAUAGAUGUCCUCGGGUUUUUCGACAGUAAUGUGAUCGCGGGCGGAGAGCCGGUUGUGCAUCCGGAAGACCGCAUAUCGGAGCCUAAAUGCGUGCUUUCGAAAACCGUGGAGACUGGGCCUUCCAUCACGAUCCACGACACACCGCCGACUCCGAACGCUGGGCAGAUUGGAGAGAAGGGUCCGUACCGCGGACUGGUCGUGCCGUCAGCCCCUGUGAAGUCCAGGCCAACGGCAAGCAAAGCACCAGUUGCCUUGGGUAGCCAAUCGCGCUAUGCAGCAGCCACCAAGGGACCUCUCUCCUUAGUGGGCCAGCAGCGCUGCGACUACACUGUGCCAAGCCGCACAGAGGAAGCCCUUGAAUAUUUUGAAGAUGAUGAUGACGAGAACAACGAGGAAUAUUCAGAACGAGGAGGAGGACAAGAAUAGUAUGCGGUGGGUGUCGGUGACAUGACGAGGCGCUAUGGGGGAAAAAGUAAAGUGGUUGGACGUGA
Chara braunii is the source of this 1351-nucleotide messenger RNA. The record is from the annotation of a GenBank genome assembly. Lineage: Eukaryota; Viridiplantae; Streptophyta; Charophyceae; Charales; Characeae.